GCGCUGGUCACUCGCUCGGCUCGGCUCGGCUCCGGGCCGGACGAAACAAAGGCUCGGUAACGCAGUUGCUAGAGCGCCGCCGGUCGCCUGGUAACCGCCUGCUGCCUCUUUAUCCGGGGGCGUCUCCUGGCUGGGGGCGGGGUGGAGCUGAAGUCCCCAUGGGCAUCCGCUUGCUUUCUCGGCGGCUUGCCGCGUCCCGGAGCUAGUGCUGGUAUCCGCUCCCGCUUCUAUGUGGGCUUGUGGCAGCGGCGCUGCCAGCCGCGUGGUUCCUGGUGGGCGGCCUCUCCAGGCAACGGGUCGCUUCCCAGCGAGCGCGCCCUGGCCCCGCCGGCGUUGCCCGGGAGCGCCAUGAGUUCGGAAACGCCCCGCGCCUCGCUCCUCCGCGCCCUGUUUAAGAUGGAGCCGGCAGCAGCCGCCUCCGAAGUGCUUGGGGGAGCCUCGGAGUUCGUGAAAGAUCGGUUGUACUUUGCAACUUUAAGAAACAAACCGAAAAGCACCGCAAAUACACACUACUUCUGUACUGAUGAGGAACUGGUCUAUGAAAAUUUCUAUGGAGAUUUUGGACCUUUAAAUUUGGCAAUGUUAUACAGAUACUGCUGUAAGCUAAAUAAGAAGCUAAAGGACAUUAUCACACGUCAAACUAAGAGGUCUGCCCUGGUACACUGGUUGUUUCCCUGCACUCUUAUCUACAAUUACUUCAGCCUAUCAAGAAAGAAGAUAGUCUACUACACCAGUUUUGACCAGAGGAAACGAGCGAACGCAGCGUUUUUAAUAGGUGCAUAUGCUGUAAUAUACUUGAAGAAGACACCAGAAGAAGCUUACAGAACACUUUUGUCGGGAUCUAAUCCACCAUAUCUUCCAUUUAGGGAUGCUUCAUUUGGGAACUGCACCUACAAUCUUACCAUCUUGGACUGCUUACAGGGAGUAAACAAGGCCUUGCAGCAUGGGUUUUUUGACUUUAAGACUUUUGAUGUGGAUGAAUAUGAACACUAUGAGCGAGUGGAAAAUGGUGACUUCAACUGGAUUGUUCCUGGAAAAUUCUUGGCAUUCAGUGGACCUCACCCAAAAAGCAAACUUGAAAAUGGUUAUCCUCUUCAUGCACCUGAAGCCUACUUUCCCUAUUUCAAGAAACAUAAUGUCACCUCCAUCAUAAGACUGAACAAAAAAAUUUAUGAGGCAAAACGCUUCACUGAUGCUGGUUUUGAGCAUUAUGACCUGUUCUUCAUAGAUGGAAGCACACCAAGUGACAGUAUAGUUCAGAGGUUCCUCAACAUCUGUGAGAACGCCGAUGGUGCCAUUGCUGUACACUGUAAAGCUGGCCUGGGGAGAACAGGAACACUUAUUGCCUGUUACAUCAUGAAACACUACAAGUUCACACAUGCUGAAGCCAUUGCUUGGAUAAGAAUAUGUCGACCAGGCUCUAUUAUUGGACCCCAGCAACACUUCUUGGAAGAGAAACAAGCAAUGUUAUGGCUGGAGGGAGAUCUCAUCCGAUCAAAGCAGAAACGAGGAGUGGUCGAUGGAAACAUUAACAGAGUUCUUUGUGGUUUGAGUGACAUUUCAAUCAGUGACAGCCUGAGUAAAGUGCAAGGCUUGGAUCAAUGUGGGGAGAUUGAUUUUGAAGACAAAGCAGGUAUGGAAACUCAGAAUGACAUAACACAGGGAGAUAAGCUUAACGCCUUAAAAAGUCGGAGACAGCAAUGUUCUGCUGCAGCUGGAGCUCUGAGGUUGCAAGACAUGAAACUGCACACGAGGUCAAUAUCACAACCUUUCAGGCUGAAUACUUCAGGUAGCACAGAAGUAUCCAUGUCACCUCUGAAGGCCUCCAAAGUGAUGGCAGUUAAUUCACCAUCUGCAGAAAGAAUAAGCAGAAUUCCCACAUCCUCGGGCUCUAACCUUAAAAGCUUUUCCAUAAACUCCAGACUAGCCAGUUCUCUAGGGAACCUGUACGCUGCUUCAGAUGAUGAUGAAAGCAGAGUGACAUCCUUGUCCUCUAGGACAGGUUUUUCUGUAAGCCAUAUCUCCAGCCACUUGAAUGGUAGCUUGCAGCUGCCUCACAGAAAUAACCAUGAGCUGAACAACAACUUAUACAACAGAAACAGCAGUAGUGGCAACCACCUGAGCAGCCAAACCAGUUUUCACAGCGCCGUGACAGAUGAGUACGCAUCAACCUUCCUUUACGGGCCUUACAACUCCUCCAGCACCCUGCCAGAGGCAGUCAAUUCCCCCCCUUCAGUCUGAAUUUUUUCAGUACUAAAGCCUUGCUGCUUUGGUGAAACCUGAUGAGCUCUUAAAAUUGAAGUCCUUCCUGAAGAGGGAAAAGAACUGAACACAAGCUGCUCGCUCUGAGGAGGAAUCUUCAAUACAAGACACAUGAAAACCUUCACACCAAGAGGAGACUUCUAAACAGGCAGAUAUUUCUUAUUAAUAACUACUGCAGGUACACUGAUGUUGAAUUUCUGGAAAUUAUUACCCCAUACUAUAUACAGAUUUAAUUUUUUAAUACUGAGACAGCUUGAAUAUAUUUCUAAUGAUUUUCAUUAGGACAUUUUAUUAACUUGUGUACAGUGUUAUGUAUUAAGAGAAUAUUUUGGUAUGCAGUAUAUAUAAAAUUAUGUAAAAAUGAGAUUAUUUUAAUUUAAUAUCCACUUUGCUACAAAAAUGUUUUUACAUGUUUAUCAAAGAUAUGCAAAGUUUUUCAUGAACAAGAUGUUUUUUCUUGUUGUCUGGGUCCAUCAUCAUUGCUUAGAGCCUGAUGUAAUUGCUUUUCCACUAAUUGGCCUUCUGGUAACUCAGUGGAAGUCUAACUAGUGAGACUAGUUACUACUCAAUCAACUGAAAGCACUUGAUACAUAGUCUGCUUUCCACUUUCAGCUGCUAAUGUUUCAUAAGGCAACGCUUAUGAAAGAAAAACAAAGGGAAAGUGUUUGUUGAAAUGUAAUGCAACUUGGAUCUUUCACUGCAAAGAGAAAGUAACUGAUCUGAUCAUUCAGCUGCACAAUUCAUGUUUGGGUUUUUUUUUCAACUCAUUUUAAUUUUUACAUGUAGACUGUUAUAUUUUGCUAUGCAAUAUAUACUGCAAAAAGGCAGACCAAAUGUAAGCUGCUAUUGUACUAUGAAUUUGGCAAUGCUGCAUACUUAGGUGUUUUUAACCUGUUUGGCAGCAUGUGUCCAGUUUCAUUAUCACAGCACUCUAAAGUAAACUUUCGUUCAUCCAUGUUUAAUAAACCUUUUAAUUGGAAAACUACUGUUUAAAUAUACAGUAUCACAGUAUCACCAAGGUUGGAAGUGACCUCAUAGAUCAUCAAGUCCAACCCUUUACCACAGAGCUCAAGGCUAGAACAUGGCACCAAGUGCCAUGUCCAAUCCUGCCUUGAACAGCUCCAGGGACAGCAACUCCACCACCUCCCCGGGCAGCCCAUUCCAGUGGGCUGGAAUGACUCUCUCAGUGAAGAACUUUCUCCUCACCUCAAGCCUAAAUCUCCCCUGGCGUAGCUUGAGGCUGUGUCCUCUUGUUCUGGUGCUGGCCACCUGAGAGAAGAGAGCAACCUCCUCCUGGCUACAACCUCCCCUCAGGUAGUUGUAGACAGCAAUAAGGUCACCCCUGAGCCUCCUCUUCUCCAGGCUAACCAAUCCCAGCUCCCUCAGCCUCUCCUCGUAGGGCUGUGCUCAAGGCCUCUCCCCAGCCUCGUCGCCCUUCUCUGGACACGCUCAAGCAUCUCAAUGUCCCUCCUAAACUGGGGGGCCCAGAACUGAACACAGUACUCAAGGUGUGGUUACAGCCUCCUAUAUCACAGAAUAUUUUGGUCAGUAGUAAAGAUGGUUUGUAAUGUAUGGUUUAAUCAGGUAUGCUUAGAAAUUAGACUUGCAAUUAAGUGGUGUUAUGGUGAAGUACUAGAGACCACAUACAAAAUUCUCAGAACUCCACAAGUGCAUAGUAAGCAAUGUAAGGAGAUGCCAGGAGUAGAUUUGCCACUAAUUUAGAAGACAAAAACACCACAGGUUUGUUACCUGAGCUUUGUGAGGAGGUCCACGGAAACUUCAAAAUAACACUGGGUUGAAUUGUCAGUCUUUCUUCCUGAAGCCCUGUAAAUGCCCUGUGUUAGCUUCACAACCCAAAUUAAGUGCCACAUUAUGUUCCAAAAAGACCAGAUCACAAAUUGCUAUGGAAAGUUGUACUCUGAGUGCUGACAAGCAAUACUGAGAGCAGCUGUAUAAAUGACUGAAUAGAAGUUGCAUACAAUACUGUUACUUUUUUCCACAACUGUGUAUAUGUAGAUAUACACACACAAAGUAGCACAUGUGUGUGAAUAUAUAUACAGCAUAACUGUACAUGAAUUAUAGAAGAGCAGUCAGGUAAUUCUACCUCUUAUAAAGAAUUUUGGCAUGUACUUUGCUAUACUCUUCCAUAUUAAAAUACUGUUUAAUUUUGAAAUGUAGAUAUAUAUAUAUAUAUAUACACACACACAGGGCUAAUUGAUAAUAAAAUGCCUGUAUCAGACAGCA
Molecule: messenger RNA, 4506 nt
Organism: Pogoniulus pusillus (Red-fronted tinkerbird)
Lineage: Eukaryota; Metazoa; Chordata; Aves; Piciformes; Lybiidae
Gene: CDC14A
Product: cell division cycle 14A
Exons: 17
Coding region: 349-2241 (630 amino acids)
Biological process (GO): positive regulation of cytokinesis; protein dephosphorylation; regulation of exit from mitosis
Cellular component (GO): mitotic spindle; cytoplasm; centrosome
Molecular function (GO): protein tyrosine phosphatase activity; protein serine/threonine phosphatase activity; protein tyrosine/serine/threonine phosphatase activity
Source: RefSeq, a predicted model, not a curated record